This is a messenger RNA of Vitis vinifera (wine grape), 1442 nucleotides long. Its product is annotated as ABSCISIC ACID-INSENSITIVE 5-like protein 1. The transcript is spliced from 5 exons. Gene Ontology annotation, cellular component: nucleus. Lineage: Eukaryota; Viridiplantae; Streptophyta; Magnoliopsida; Vitales; Vitaceae. Gene Ontology annotation, biological process: positive regulation of DNA-templated transcription. The record is from RefSeq and is a predicted model, not a curated record. Bases 205 to 1251 code for a protein of 348 amino acids. Gene Ontology annotation, molecular function: DNA-binding transcription factor activity.
GGCAGUUACUCACUUACUCCUAGUGAAUGCCCCUCGCCACUCUACAUGUUCUCUAUCUCUUCCAUAGUUUUCUCCGCCUCUCUUUUCUUCUUCAACCUUUUACACGACUCUCCAUCACAACUGUACUCUUUUCUCAUUUUCCGUUUAUGUUUCUCAUCAGGCAUAUCAAAUUCAGGAAAAUAACAUCUCUUUUUGCAUACAAAAAUGGUGGUUUCUGAGUCUGAUUCUGGAAAGGUUAAACCAAAAUCACCACCACAAUUGCAUCAAGAAGACUCUUUGUUUCCUGCGCCAAUUCGACAGAAUUCGGUCUUCUCACUUACUCUUGAUGAGUACCAAGUCAGGAGUGGAAAGUCUUUUGGGUCCAUGAACAUGGAUGAACUCAUCAACAGCAUAUGGAAUGGAGAUGAAAACAUCCUCUAUUCGGUAUCCAGCCAAGACGAACCGAAUAAUGAUAAACACAUGGCUGACCAGACUGAUCUCCCCCGACAAGCAUCUUUCUCCAUCCCUCCUCCACUAUGCAAGAAAACUAUAGAUGAGGUGUGGUCUGAAAUCAACAAAAACAAACAGCAGCAAAAUUCUAACAACAAUGGCAGUAACGAUUCUGUUCAAGGUGAACAAACCUUUGGGGAGAUGACUUUGGAAGACUUUUUAGUCAAAGCAGGGGUUGUUCAAGACGUGUUUGUUGAAGAAGCAUCAGGCUCUUCCAAGCGACAUAUGCUAACACCUACUCAACGUUCCGGGAGCUUUCCAAAUAAUAAUACAAACUUGGAGACAACCUUUGGCAUCGGAAAUAUGAUGGGUUUGGAAUUCUCCGCUUCACAGAAUUCUGGUAACAACUUGUCAAGCAAUGAUCUUGCAGCAUAUCUUGCACAAGGUAAUAAGUUUCCAGGAGAGUCAUCCAAUACUAAGGAAGAAGAAAAAGGAGAAAGUGCACCACAGCCAGGUGGGCAGAGAGGCAGAAAGAGGACAACAGAUGGUACACUUGAGAUGGCGGUGGAGCGUCGACAGCGUAGGAUGAUAAAAAAUAGAGAGUCCGCAGCCCGAUCACGAGCCAGGAAGCAGGCUUAUACUGUGGAGCUGGAACUAGAACUGAAUCAGCUUAAAGAAGAAAAUACAAAGCUCAAGAAAAUAGUGGCCGAGGCUGAACGUAAGCGGAGAGAAAAGCAAGCUAUAGAAGGUAAGGAAGCAACGAAGGCACAAAAGAUAGCAAAACAGUUGAAAAAGCUGAGGAGGACUGUCAGCGCACCAUAAGCUUGUCUUGGUGUGUAAGAAUGAGAGAGAGAGAGAGAGAGAGAGAGAAUAAGAAACAGUUCGAUCGAUGUGGGAACUGUAGAUGUGGAUCUCAGGCCAUCUGCAGAUGCCAAGUCUGGCGUUUUAAUGCUUAUGUCUAUUAGCAGUUGGUGUACAUAAAUAAAAUCAUCUGCUUAUGUUUCUUUCCAAAA